This is a messenger RNA of Sodiomyces alkalinus F11, 665 nucleotides long. Its product is annotated as mitochondrial import inner membrane translocase subunit tim-13. The coding region runs from base 73 to 336 and encodes 87 amino acids. The record is from RefSeq and is a predicted model, not a curated record. The transcript has 2 exons. NCBI's taxonomy places the organism in Eukaryota, Fungi, Ascomycota, Sordariomycetes, Glomerellales, Plectosphaerellaceae.
CACAUCCACGAAAGCCCGAGACAUCCCAUUCAUCGAUUGCAUCUAUUACCUCUGCCCACCACUUCUCUCAACAUGGAUUCCAAUUCGGUCAAGCAGGCGCUCAUGAAGCAGGUCCUGCAGGAGGCUAACAUAGCGAAUGCGCGUGUCCUCAUCGAGAAACUCCAAGAAAACUGUUUCGAGAAGUGUGUUCCUAAGCCCGGCGCCUCCUUGUCCAGCAGCGAGACGACUUGCAUGACCUCAUGCAUCGAGAAGUACAUGGCCGCAUGGAACCAAGUCAACUCCGCCUACAUUGCGAGAAUACGGCAAGAGUCUAACAACCAGAAGAAUCUUUCUUAAUAUCAAAACUGGACAAGUAAAGACAGGAAAGGACACACUAAUACCGGCGCGCAAACUGUACAACCACCGACACAAACCACCUGUAUCUUUAUUUUGGAGGCGGCAAGAACCGGAAGCUUCGGCCGUGAAAAUGAAUGGCAGGCAAAAUGGUCGCGCACCCUGGACUCCUCGUGUGCUAGGAGCUUUGGUAUAUCAGGGUCACCUAAGGACAGUACGACGACGGGAAGCAGCACACGAGGAUAGGGUGGGCGCAAUCUGUAUUAUACAAAGGGUGCAUGGUACACAGCCUUUUCAUUGGGGUAUCAAAACAUAGACUACUCUGCCAGUCC